Molecule: messenger RNA, 4203 nt
Organism: Equus caballus (horse)
Lineage: Eukaryota; Metazoa; Chordata; Mammalia; Perissodactyla; Equidae
Source: RefSeq, a predicted model, not a curated record
CCGCGGCGACGCCGGUCCCGCUGCCCGCUGCCCGUUCUCCUCUCUCUCCUCCCCCAGCUGCCGACGUGGGGCAGCCGGCCGCAGGCGGUUAGGUGCAGCCGUGUGGGUGCGCAGCACAAGGCGGGGAUGGGAGGGCUGCGGCUGCUGGCGGUGGCUCUCACCUGCUGCUGGUGGCCGCCGGGCAGCGAGGGUAAGACCGUGCGGGGCACUUUCAGCAGCGCCGCGGCCCGAGACGCUCAGGGCCAGAGCAUCGGCCACUUCGAGUUCCACGGUGACCAUGCUCUCCUGUGUGUCAGAAUCAACAACAUAGCAGUAGCUGUUGAGAAAGAAGCUAAACUCUACCUGUUCCAAGCCCAGGAAUGGCUAAAGCUGUGGGAAAGCAGUCGUGGUUAUAGCUGUAGUGAAAGAUUAUCCAAAGCUCAGUUGACAAUGACCAUGAAUCAGACUGAACAUAAUCUGACGUUGUCCCAGAUUCCGUAUCCACAAACGUGGCACGUGUUUUAUGCAGACAAGUAUACGUGCCAAGAUGACAAUGAGAAUUCUCAGGUGGAAGAUAUCCUAUUUGAAAUGAUGUUACUAAAUCCGGAUGCCGAAGGGAAUCCAUUUGAUCAUUUUAGUGCUGGAGAAUCUGGGUUACAUGAGUUCUUUUUCCUCCUAGUCCUAGUGUACUUUGUGAUUGCUUGCAUUUAUGCUCAAUCAUUGUGGCAGGCUAUUAAGAAAGGAGGACCCAUGCACAUGAUUUUAAAAGUUCUGACAACUGCAUUGCUGUUACAAGCUGGUUCAGCUUUAGCUAAUUACAUUCAUUUCUCCAGUUACUCCAAAGAUGGAAUAGGGGUACCUUUUAUGGGAAGUUUGGCCGAAUUUUUUGACAUCGCUUCCCAAAUUCAAAUGUUAUACCUGCUUCUGAGUCUAUGCAUGGGUUGGACAAUAGUCAGAAUGAAGAAGUCUCAAAGCAGACCUCUCCAAUGGGAUUCUACUCCUGCAUCCACUGGCAUUGCUGUGUUCAUUGUCAUCACACAGAGUAUUUUGCUACUUUGGGAACAGUUUGAAGAUGCCAGUCCUCACAGCUACCAUUCGCACCACAACUUAGCCGGGGUCCUCCUGAUCAUUUUAAGAAUCUGCCUGGCAUUGUCAUUAGGCUGCGGACUCUACCAGAUCGUCACGGCGGAACGAAGUACUCUGAAAAGGGAGUUCUACAUCACGUUUGCCAAGGGCUGUAUCUUGUGGUUUCUAUGCCAUCCAGUUCUUGUAUGCAUUUCUGUCAUUUUUAGUGAAUACCAAAGAGAUAAGUUGCUCCAACAGGCUACAGACUGGAGCCACGCUCGAGUCUGCCACAUUCUGUGUGCGUUGAUACCUACCUUCUUUGGUGAACAGCUCCAUCAUUUCAAAGGGGAGUUCUGCCAGGAGCCCUUUCCAAGCAGUGCAGUAUGUGCUUGAACACACCAAUGAAUGUUGGGCCUGAGGUAUUUAUAGUGGGUACAUAGAUAGGAAGCUAGUCUACAAAAAUAGAGAAGCGACGAGAAUUUUCGAAGGGGCCUUUAGAAUUCUCUUCAAGAUUCAGGUAGGGGCAUGGUUUAUUCCUGUUACUAGAUUGGCCAGGAACCUGAUUUUUCUUAUUACUUUCUGUAGUGUGUGCACCCUGAGGAAAGAGUGGUUUAGCAAAUUAUUCUUUUAUGUCUUAUUGUGGCAUCUGUAAACUGACGCUUAAAGGAAUUUUGCCUUUGAACAAUUACAGUUCUGAACAUUAGUCCUAUUGAAAAUUUCUUUGAUAAAAUGCACCCAUGGUAAAUGUGGAGGAUAGAGUAGUUAUAUAACAGAUAUAUGUUUAUAUAAAAUAUGUAAGUUCAUGAUAAAUUGAAUAUAAUUUCUCUGUUUCUGCAUGUAAUAAAAGCAUUCCCUUUCUUUUCUUUUCAGGUUAUUACAAUAGGUGUCAUCCUUUGCCAGUCUAUUUCCAUGGUUAUUCUCUACAGACUCUUUCUAUCCCACAGUCUAUACUGGGAAGUUUCUUCGCUUUCCUCUGUAACACUACCACUGACCAUAUCAUCUGGACACAAAAGUCGGCCUCACUUCUGAUACUUGAUUUUCUCUAAAGGAAAAGUGAAUCUAUUGAACAGAGUGCAAUAAGGAUCCAAAUACAGUGACUUUUUUUUUCAUACUUUUCGUAUGAAAAAUUGAACAGAGAAAACAGAGCAUGUUAUUUAUACAACUGCAUUUAAGCAGUAUCAAAACUGAAAAAGGUUAUAAAUGAAAUGUUUUGAAAUAAACUUAAUAAACUUUCAAGAAAGAGUGUUGUUAUAAGGUGUUUUAUGCAAUUUCCAUAUGGAAAUAAAGAUUAAAAAGAAUUAUAUGAUAUUUUGGUAAGUGAUUCACCAGUUAGAAUGCCUCAUCUUAUAUCAAUGGUAACUCAGGUUUGAUAGUCUUAUAAAAAGUAAUCAGUUAAAUGAUUACUGCUUAUACAUAUCUAAACUAAGUCCAGUUAUGAAAUCAGUGUAGUACACUGAUUAAAAACUGCUUCCUUUUAUGCUGUAAGGAAAUGCAUUUUAUAUUGGAGUGUAAAAGAAUUGCAAAUGAAAUUAUUUCAGAAAAUGAAUAUAAAAUAUAUUCGUGGUUCAAUGAAUAAGCCUUUGUUUAUUUGUGGGUGGGGUUAUUCUCCACUUUCUUCUAUCACCUUUGGCUCUAGUUCAGGUCUUAGCUUGAUUAGCAGAGGGUUUUUGACGGAUAUUCUAUGACAAAUACAACUUAGACACAUUACGUGGGCUGUAAGGACAAAGGGUUUUAAAAUCCUGAGCACUUAGGUGAAGGGAAAGCAGGUUUACAUGUUUAAAAAGAAAGAAGGAAAAAGUACUAUGUGAUAUGGUACUAAAAUUUUAAUCCUGAUAUAAUUCAUUUCUCUUACACUGAAUCCCCAAUCAUAAUUAAGCCGUAUACACAGAUUAAAUUAACAGAAGCAUUUCACAUAAAUAUUGGUUUCAGUCAUCAACUACCCAUGAAUUCCUGCCCAAGGAUACUUAAUCAGGAUUAAAUUUUCUAUGAAUAAUUGAAAAACAAAAUACUCACUGGAUUUGUUAUAAUCCGUGUUGGCACUGGAUUCUAAGUAGUUGCCAUCUUGAAUCCUUUGUAAUAAAGCCAUAUUUUUUGUGUAUGUGAUGCCCCAGUAUUGAGUACGCUAGGUAAAAAAUACUCUAUGAAGUGCCUAUUUAAAGAAUUGCUAAGUGGUUGUCAGUACCUGCUGUAUAAAAUGAGUAUUCCAAUUAAUAGUCUCUGAUUAGUAAUUAUUUUGUUCCUGUUUGUCCAGUUGUUUAGACCUUUUCGUUUUUACCUCUGGCUUAUUUAAAAAAUAUUUUUUUUAUCUGCUUUCAAAGGUAUUACAUGUUUACGCAAGAAAUGGUACACUGAUCUGGCAAUUAAACUUUUUAAUUAAAUAGUUAAAAUAAUGUAGCACAGCUUAAAAAUAUCUGUGGCUUCCUCUUUGUUUCUUCCCUUACACCUAGUCUCAUGGGAAAUGAAUAGUAUUCUGCUUCAUUUUAAAGGCAAAAUGUACGUGUUUGUGGCUAGCAGAAUGACAGAGCGACAGAGUUCAGCCUGCUCAUUACGUCAUCUCUCACAGUUCUUUGUAAAUUAUUUAAUAAAUGAGAGCCACAGGUUGUGACUCGAAAGUCUGAGGGAUAUUUUAGGUUUACAUGGUCUGCCGAGUGGUCAUGACCUUUCUUUUUACCACAUCUCAAUAAUAACCCCAGUUAUUGUCUGUGGUGCAACUGAGGUGCAGUUAAGCUGAAAGAAAAAAGUGAAAAAAGCCUUUUCAUAAAUGUUGUGAACUUGCGACAAUGGGAAAGGAAUCAUCUUUGUGUUACCUUAAACAAAGAACAUAGAAACUGUAAUUAACAUAUAUGACAAAUAUUACUGUGCUUGCAUUUUUGAGACUUUACCAGGUUUUGUUUUUACUUUGUUUUUUAAUUUAUGGUUGAAUUUGCUGAUAAUUUAUUUUGUUAUUCAAGAGCCAUUGUUAAAUGAAGGAAAACAGUUGUUAAUGUGUAAAACAGUUGUUAAUAAAGUUUAGUAAUCAGAGCUCAAGUUUAUACUUAAGUCAUGACACAGCAUCCCUCUUUUUCUCUUUCUGAAUGUUUACCUGGAGAUUUGUCACCACAGACUACAGAAAGAUAAGUGUAUACUGCGAACUCUAAUUAAAGAUCAAAACUUUUCUAC